Messenger RNA from Juglans microcarpa x Juglans regia, 366 nucleotides. Its product is annotated as secreted RxLR effector protein 161-like. The record is from RefSeq and is a predicted model, not a curated record. The coding region runs from base 1 to 366 and encodes 121 amino acids. The transcript has a single exon. NCBI's taxonomy places the organism in Eukaryota, Viridiplantae, Streptophyta, Magnoliopsida, Fagales, Juglandaceae.
AUGGCUAAUCUGGGUAGAGCUCAUUGGCAGACUAUGAAAUGGAUACUCAGGUAUUUGAGAGGUACUCCGAAUCUUGGUUUAAUUUUUUAUAGAGAAACUGACUGCAAUUCGAGGGUGGUUGGUUAUUUUGAUGCUGAUUAUGAUGGGGAUUUAGAUAAAAGAAAAUCAUUGACAUGGUAUGUUUUCACUUUGUGUGGUUAUGCUAUUAGUUGGAAAGCAAUACUACAAUCUACUAUUGCUUUAUCAAAUAUAGAAGCAGAUUAUAUGGCAGCAGCCAAGGCUGUUAAGGAAGCUAUUUGGUUGAAAGGUCUGAUCAGUGAUUUGGGACUACAACAUGAUGCACUUUUAGUGUUUUGUGACAGCUAG